Messenger RNA from Osmia bicornis bicornis, 999 nucleotides. RefSeq names its product NAD-dependent protein deacylase sirtuin-5, mitochondrial-like. The record is from RefSeq and is a predicted model, not a curated record. NCBI's taxonomy places the organism in Eukaryota, Metazoa, Arthropoda, Insecta, Hymenoptera, Megachilidae. Gene Ontology annotation, molecular function: NAD+ binding.
AUGUAUAGCAAAUCAGCUGAUAAGUCAUCUGUCAGACAUGAUGCUAUGAAGUCAUUCCGAGAAUAGUGGCAAAUGCAAAAACGUAUUAUAUUAACUGGGAGCGGAGUUUCUGCGGAAUCUGGUAUUCCUACAUUCCGGGGUGCGGGUGGAUUUGGAGAAAAUAUCAAGCUCAAAAAUCUGGCAACCCCAGAAGCCUUUGACGCGAAUCCUUCUUUAGUUUAGUUUAUGGAAUAUCGGAGGACGGUAGCUAGUGAAGCCAAACCCAACAAGGCUCACGAAGCAAUAGCAACUUUUCACCGUAGUUUAAAAGCUGUUAAAAAUGUUACUAUUGUAACACAAAACAUUGAUGAAACUUCAUCAACGAGCUGGAAGCGCAAGACGUAAUAAGAGCUUCAUGGUUCACAUUUUAAAACCCGUUGUACAGUUUGCCACGAGGUUUCUGCAAAUAAAAAUAUCCCAAUAUGUCCUGCAUUAGAAGGGAAAGGGAUCUCCGACCAAAGAUCAUGGUAUCUGAUAGUCCAAAAAAAAGAUUUACCAAGAUGUCCAAAAACAAAUUGUAAAGGUUUGUUAAGACCACAUAUUGUAUGGUUCGGUGAAAAUUUAAAUGAAGAUGUACUUAAACAGGCCUUUAAUGCUGUUGAGAAUUGUGACGUUUGCCUAGUUAUCGGUACAUCAUCUAUUGUAUAUCCUGCAGCAAUGUUUGCGCCUCCAGCGAAUCGCGGCAUUCCCGUUGCUGAUUUAAUUUAGAAUGACUCCUGCUUCAGACAUUUCGAGUAGUUUAACUUUUGAGACAUUCAUAAUAUUUCAUAGAUAAAAUAGUAAUAUAGUCCAUAUAAAAAAAAAAAAUCUGAUCACUUUAAAAGUUCUUACAGGUAGCACGUUCAUAUAAUAUUUAAAACAUUUUGUUUUAUAAUACAUACCGAACUUGCAUGCAAAGUAUUUAUUCAUAAUCAUCAACGUUUUAUCUUUUUCUUGUUUAGCUGAAACAAAAUAAUAGUU